CGCCGCUGCCGCACCGUCGGCUCCAGACCGGAGAGCAGCGAGCGAGCGCCCGCCGCUGCUGCCGCCGCCUCCGCGCCGCGGCUCGCCCCGGCCCCCGGGCAUCCCCCGCCGCCACCAUGCUGCCCCUCGGCCUGCUGCUGCUCCUCGCCUGCGUCGGCGCCGCCCGGGGAAACCUCUCCCGCGACGAGAGCCAGCCCACGACGUCGGACGAGACCGUGGUGGCCGGUGGGACGGUGGUGCUCAAGUGCCAGGUGGAGGAUCCCGAUGACUCCUCACUGCAGUGGUCCAACCCUGCCCAGCAGACCCUCUACUUCGGGGAGAAGCGAGCCCUGCGAGAUAACAGGAUCCAGCUGGAGAGGUCCACACCCAACGAGCUGACCAUCAGCAUCAGUGACGUGGUGCUGUCGGAUGAGGGGGAAUACACCUGCUCCAUCUUCACCAUGCCCGUGCGGACUGCGAAGGCCCUGGUCACCGUGCUGGGAAUCCCCCAGAAACCACAAAUCUUCGGCCACGAGCAGCCCAUCGAUGAGGAGAAGAUAGCCCGGCUGACCUGCCGGUCCUCUGGCAGCAAACCUGCGGCCCAGCUCCGGUGGAAGAAGGGCAACAAGGAGCUGAAGGACGAGGGCACCGAGGUGGUGGAGGACCCCAAUGGAAAGACCUUCACGGUGAGCAGUCGGGUGGAGUUCCGCGUCACCAAGGAGGACAACGAAGCUGAGGUGACCUGCACCGUGGACCACGAGUCCCUGCAGAACUCCGAGAGGUCAACUACGCAGAAGCUGCAGGUCCACUACAAACCGACGGCGAAGAUCGAGCCGCAUCCCCAGUACCCGCGGGAAGGCGAGAAGCUCCAGCUGCAGUGCGAUGGGCAGGGCAACCCCAUCCCCCAGGAAUUCCUAUGGGAAAAGGAAGGCAGCGACGCGCCCCUGCAGCUGAGCUCCGACAGCGUCCUCAUCUUCCCCUUCCUCAACAAGAGCGACAGCGGCACCUACGUCUGCACGGCCACCAGCUCCAUGGGCAGCGUCGUGGCCAAGUACAACCUCGACGUCAGCGAUGCCAGCCCCGUGCCCUCGACCUCCAGCACGUACCACGCGGUGAUCGGCGGGGUGGUUGCCGUCAUCGUCUUCCUCCUCCUCAGUCUCCUCAUCGUCUUGGGACACUACCUGAUCAGACACAAAGGUAUGUGCGUAAGACACGGGGAGACGGUCACAGCCAGACAUCGGCAAAACCCAGCAGAGGUGAUGUGCACUUACCUGACCCACGAGGCCAAGGGGUCAGACGAUGCCCCGGACGCCGACACGGCCAUCAUCAACGCAGAGGGCGGCCAAGCCAGCGGCGACGACAAGAAGGAGUAUUUCAUCUAAGGGCGGCGGAGAGAGUGAGAAAUGGAGCCAAGAGACCCCGAUGGAAACGGAAACCAGACCACAAAACCCCACUCAACCCAACAGAUUUUCUCUCGUGCCCGGCAGGGGCAGACGGACGGAUGGACGGACAGACGGACAGAGGGAUGGCGGGACAGAGAGCAGAGAGCGACCGGCCCUGAGACAUGAUGCUUCUUCUUGAACUUGUACAAAACGUUAUUACUACGAACAGCGAAAGCCCCCGGCCCCGUUUGCUUGCUUGCACCUCCAUCCCUGCGCCCGGCGCUCGCGCGAAACACAGACCAACCAGUGAGUGAGCGACUUUUCCUUCUUCCUUUGGACCUUUGCUUUGGUUUCGUGGCUGCUCUUUGCUUUGGGCCCUUGGUUGGGAUGUUGGGCUGGGGUCGAUGUAGCUCUUUCCUUUUGUUUUCUCUCCAUUUUGGUUUCUUUGACAUCCAAGGAUAAAAUCAGCUCCGGGCUCUGGCGCAAGCUCGGGGGCAGCUGGGAGGCUCCUCUGUCGCCAACGCUCGCCCCAUCCCUCCCGCCGAGAGCCGGGACCCACGUUCCCGUCGUUCCCCCCAGCCUCGGCUGCCGGACGAUGGCCCCAGCCUCAGCUGGGACGGGGACCGUGGCCGGUGGGACGGGAGCGGGAUGCCGGCGGGCAGCGUCUCCGCCUCCGAGGUCGUGGUGUGGGGCUGGGAUCGAGCCGGCGGGGGGGGGACGACCCCGGCCCCUGCCCUGAUUUUAUCCUUGGUGGUUCUUGUCGAACAGUGUCCAUUCGGGAGGAGAGCCGUCCUCCUGCGGUUGAUGUGUGAUGGGGGGGUGUUGAGCUUCCAGGGUGGGAACCGCUGAGGCCCCCGGAGAGACGGGAGCGCUGCAGCUCCCCGGUCCCACCCCGGCGGGAAGCGGGGGGAGGGCAGAGGUUUUGUGGGGGCGAAUCCAGAGGAAAAAAAAAAAAAAAAAGCCCCGACUUUACAAAUUCUCCGGUUGGAAACAUCAAUUUAAACCAUCUAUUGAGAGGUUCAGUGCAGGAGGCCACCUGCGCCGGGAGCACCGGGCAGAGCCGGGAGAGCCGGGGGGGGCCUGCGGCCAUCGCCGUUCCCCUCUUCGGCUCCCGGAGCCUCUGGAAAAGGUAGUUUGGACCCUGAUGGUGGCUUCAACCAAAGCUCACGCAGCCGGUGGCACCGCGGGAGCUGAGCUGGAGAUGACCCGCUCCCCAGGAGCUGUACGGAGAGGGGCUCCAUGGGGGUCUGCUUCUCGGAGCUCGCUGUCCCCCUUCCCUCCCUGGCCCCUUCCCAGGGCACGUGUGAGCUUGGAAAAGGCCGUUUCCCUCUCGGCUCCAAGGGGCGCAGCCAACAGCGGCCAAAAUACCCGGGUUUAGCGUCUCGGUGGUUUGGGGGUCUCCGAGGAGGCUUGGGGGGGCCUUGCCCCACCUCCUGCCUGUUCCACUCUCUCUCCCACGACAAAGCCAAGAAGCUUUCCCAACCUCUCCAGCAUGUCCCCGGGGUCCCCUUGGCCCAUCCCAACCCCACAGCCACGGGAAUGGGGCUGCAGGGACGACGCGCUCCGGCAUCCACAGGACACCCCCCCCUCGGGGAGCCAGGCCCCAUCCCUCACCCUUGGGAUGUGGUUUUCCCAGUUUCCCAGCAUCUCUCGGUCUGGACACAAGGGGUUUUUGCAGGAGCCACCACCCUUCGAUGGGGCACCCCUUCCGUUUCGGGCUGUCUGGAGGAGGAGAGCCCUUCGGGAAGGAGCAAAAGCCCCGGGUUGGCGCGGGUGACCUCACCUCGGAGGUGGAGGAAGAGCUUGCCGUGGGGCACCGGGUGCCCGUGGGGCAGGGAGCGUCACCGCGCGGGAGGAGGACGCCCAGGGGGAAGCCGUCGCGGAGCGAGCGGGGCUGGAAGGGGGCUGGGGCCGAGCAGACGAGGAAGAAGAGGCACGGCUCGGCGGCAGGCGCCGGGUGGGAGCGAGCGGGGACGCGUUUGCGGCACGGGCGCGGAUGUGGCUGGUUUCACCGCGGCCAGGCGGGGUGUCGGGAGCACGCGGGCAGCGGGGUGGCAGCGCCUCCAGAGAGAAACGCGGGAAGCCUUCAUCGUACGCGGCGAAGGAAACCGGCCGUUGUUGUUCCUCCCUUCCCAUCUCCUGGAAGAAGGAAGUCGGCCUGGGGUCCCAACGGUAGCGCCGAGCUCGGUUUGAGGGAUGCAGCCGCCCGUUCCGAGGGAUGCAGCCCCUCGUUUUGAGGGAUGCAGCCGCUGCCGCCGGAGAUAACACUGCAGAUGCCGCCGCUCUUAGCGACUCCGCUGCACACCGAGCAUGCGUGACCGUGCAGCCUUGACGCUUCGCUGAAGAUCUUUCACAUCCACUGCCGAAUAGACCCAAUUUCUUCAAAUAAAACCGCCAGGACGCGUUUUUCAAGUGCAGUUUAAUCUCGUCGUAAGUCUACGUGCCAUCGGUGGCUACAAAGCAAGCCCCGAGCCGGGGGUCUGGGAGGGAAAUGGGAUAACUGGUCCCUAGGGAAAGGGAGGUGGGAGCCGAGGUCGGGCAGGGACGUCGGUGGCCCGUGGAGGCAGCGCGGGCACGGCCGUGGCUGGUUUCUCUCCGGAGCUGGUGCUGGUGGUGGCCACGUAGCCCUGGUGAGAGCGGGCAGGAUUUGACCUUUUUGAUGUGCCUCGUGCUGUGGGAGGUGGCAGGAUGCGGCGUGGGGAGGAGCGGGCGCGGGCAGGACACUGGGGCAAGACCUGCUGCCCCUGGUCAGCCGUGGGUGGGCUGGGUCUCACCCCGGGUGGGCGCGUUGUCCCGCGACGGCCGCGGCGAGAGGCCAAGCUACGGCCCCAGGCGCCGCAGGUCCUGGGAGCGGUGGGAGCGUGACCGCGAGGAAGAGACCGUCUGCAAGAGCCCAAGGGCUUUGGUAGGUGCAAGAGAGCAGUAGGCACGCUGCCGCCGGGGCGAUGGAGACCCCGUGUCGCUGGUGAGGGGGUGGCAGGUGGACCAGGUCACACGCCGUGGGGUGAGCCGUCGGUCACCGUCGCGGGGCUGCGGUGGGGCACGUCGCGGCGGGGGAGAGCGCGGUGAUGGUGCACCCACCGUGCUGCCGGUGUGACGGGACGCGCCACGUCGUGAGCGUGAUGGAGAAACCACUCGGAGCUUGAGGCCCUGACGAGUAGAUCAGGUCACGGGGGUGAGGUGUGGUGGGAAACGCCGUUUUGGGAGCCCCGGGGCCAUGGUGGGGUACCCGGUGUGUUGAGUCUUCUGGGGUGGUGGGCGCACGGUGUCACCGGCGUGCAGAGGAGCAGGUCCACGGCCGUGAGUGGGGGCACGAGGGGUGUCAGCCGUGAGCUGCAGCGCACCGCGAGCGUGUUUGGUGACGGGGUGGGGGGGGUGAUGGGGUACACCCUGCGUUGGGUCUGGGGCACGUCCUCUUGUACACGUGCGCAGCGCUGGGGGACACCGGGUCAAGGAGGGUUGGGAGGUCAAGGAGGGUUGGGUCCACCAUGUCGUAAGAAGCGGAGGUGACGUGGGGCGUGGGGAGGGGUUGACAAUCUGCACCUUGGCGUUCGCACGGGGGUGGCACUGCCAGCGGUGCGGGGAGGCGGUGGGGGACACGCUGGCGCUGGUGUGGCUGAUGGUGGAUGCGCCGCGCGGCAGGGGGGAAGAAACGACGGGGCGGGUGGUGACAUGGGGGACACCCCGUCACGGCGCAGAGGGGACACCAGGCUCCCGUUCCUGGGAAUAUUGUCACCUGGGAGAGCCCAGGGCACCAGCCACCUCCCCGGCCCUCGGUGGUCCCUUUGCUGGGGGGGGGGGGGGGAGGUCCUUAUUGACCACGCGGGCAGGGGACCUCCAGCCCCGUGUCCACCCUGUGCCACCGCGGUCACUCGUGCUGGGUCCGGGGGCAUCCCAACCGGGACACGGCCAGCGCUGGGGGAUGGAGGAGGAUCCGGGACCCUGUGGCCCCCCGUUUGCACCCAGGUCCGUUCACCUCCCGCUUCCCGGCCGGCACUGAACUCUCAAUAGACACGAAAGCCAUAUUUGUAGGGAGCUCUGGAGACGCCGUGGGGCGGCAGCGGGGCAGGGCAGAGGACGGUCUGUGUUGUUGUGCUGUGUUCUUCUUGUAUGUACAUAAAAAGGGAGACGACGAACGUUGAUGUGACUUUAUAACCUUUCUAAUAUCCUGUGCUAAUCUCGGAAAAUAAUCCUAUAAAUAUAUCUGGAUUACACACCUUC
Chroicocephalus ridibundus (black-headed gull) is the source of this 5582-nucleotide messenger RNA. It is a transcript of the gene CADM3, whose product is annotated as cell adhesion molecule 3. Gene Ontology annotation, cellular component: presynaptic membrane. Bases 117 to 1361 code for a protein of 414 amino acids. The transcript has 10 exons. The record is from RefSeq and is a predicted model, not a curated record. Lineage: Eukaryota; Metazoa; Chordata; Aves; Charadriiformes; Laridae.